UCCCGGUAAUGUCGCCGGAAGUAGUGAACGUCAGCGAAACUACAGAUGUAAACAAUAGUAGAACCCACGGAAGUUCCACCAUGUCCUACUUGGAGAGUGAGGACACGGUGAAAGAGCUGAAGCGGUCUCUGUCGAAUCCCAACAUACAGUCUGAUCCUUUGAGAUACAGAAACACCGUCCAUAAGGUUGUCAGGAUGAUGUCGCAAGGUUUGGAUGUUUCUGGCCUCUUCAGUGAAAUGGUGAAAGCUUGUGCCACGGUGGAUGUAGUCCAGAAGAAACUGGUCUAUGUCUUUCUGUGCUCCUAUGCCACACUAAACCCAGAGCUAUCCCUGCUGGUCAUAAACACCCUCAGGAAGGACUGUCAGGAUGCUAAUCCCAUGAUCCGCAGCCUGGCUUUAAGGAACAUGACCAACCUCAGGUUGCCCAGUCUUGUGGAAUAUGUGCAGCAGCCUUUGACGGCAGGACUGAAGGACAGAGCAGCUUGUGUGAGACGUGUUGCUGUGCUUGGCUGGGCCAAACUCUACAAACUCCAGCCAGACUCUGAAAUAGGUGAGUUUGUUUGCUCUUGCUCAAGGUUGUGUGCGUACAAAAUAAGUGGUGAGGAACUCCAUCCAGAUGCUUCUGUGGUGAACGAGCUAUACAGCCUUCUGCGGGACUCCGACCCAGUGGUGAUGGUCAACUGUCUGCGGGCGCUUGAGGAAAUCCUAAAGGAUGAAGGUGGAGUCGUUAUCAACAAACCCAUCGCGCAUCACCUGCUCAACCGUCUUAAAGAGUGUGACGUCUGGGGUCAGAGUGACGUCCUGAGGAUACUCCAGCGAUAUCGACCUCAUACGGAGGAUGAACUUUUCGACAUCCUCUCCCUGUUGGAUACUUCCUUGGUCAGUCCUCACCCCCAAGUCAUGGCUGCCACGCUCAGCCUUUUCCUCAGCUUGACCUCUGGGUUACCAGCGGUCAGUCUGGCUGCUUUGGAGAGGGUGCGGGGACCUCUGCUGGCGGCUUGUGGAAGUGGCUCCAGGGAGAUGAGAUUCACCGCGCUGUGUCAUAUACAGUUGCUAUUGCGUUCUCUUCCUGACCUCUUGGGGGCGCACUACAAACGUUUCUUCUGUGGCUAUGCCGAGCCAGCCUAUAUAAAACAAAGGAAAAUGCAGGUUCUGGUGGAGCUGGUGAACGACGAGAACGUGGACCUGUUACUGGACGAGCUGAAAUCCUACUGCACAGAUGUCAACACUGAAACUGCUCAGGCAGCAAUCUCAGCAAUAGGUCGUAUCGGAAGAAGCUACAGCGAUAAAUGUCUGGCAAUUCUCACUGGACUACUGGGGCUCAAACAGGAACACAUCACUUCUGCCGUCGUGCAGACAAUGCGAGAUCUGGUCUGGGUGUGUCCUCAGUGCAGCCACACCGUGUGUUCAGCUCUGGAUGGUUGUGAGGAGACGCUGCAGGACAGUCAGGGCCGGCAGGCCUUGCUGUGGCUGCUGGGCGUCUACGGGGACCGAGUGUCCGGAGCGCCCUACACACUAGAGGUGUUCAUUGAUGCUGUGAGGAGUGAGACGUCACUGGGAGUCAAGAUGGAGCUGCUGACGGCCGCCAUGCGGCUUUUCCUGAGUCGACCUGCCGAGACCCAGGACAUGCUGGGAAGACUGCUGCACUACUGCAUUGAGGAGGAAACGGACAUGUGCGUCCGUGACCAAGCUCUCCUCUACUAUCGCCUCUUGCAAAGUGGGAUAGAGAAGACCCGCAAAGUGCUGGAGGGUCACCGCUCUGACCCCUCCCUCGGCGUCCUCAUUGGCCGCCCUGCCGAGCCGGUCAGCCAGUGGGCUCACUGCUUCAACAUGCUGGAGCCUUUGCAGCACAGCGCCAUCAAGACGGAGCCUGCGAGCCGAGCCAGUCCACUUCAUUCGACCUAUGACCCCAGUGCUGACCUCCAAGCCAACUUGACCGCUGCUAAAGUGGAAGAGGUCAAUCUGGAUCUAGCCGCGCCGCCUGCAAGUUCAUCUGAAGCGGAUGUUGUCAGCCUCAGCUUGACCCCGACCGUCAGUCCAGAGGAGUUUGAGCGUCUUUGGUUGCAGCGUCAGGGUGUGACGGUGGGAGCAGAUGAGGCAGGGGCUCCCUGGAGAAGCAGUUUCCUCCUGGGAAGGAGAGUUCAGGGUCCUGAGCAGCAAAAAGAAAAGGAAGUGGUCUGUGUGACAGACUAUGUCUACUGUCCUGCCAUCCUUCAGUGUUCACCGCAGAGUCUUCAGGCAGCCAUGCAGCUCCUCAAUAUCCAGCCUCUAGCCUUCACACCAGCACACACGCUUCCCUGGAGGGUCUACCUGUACACACACACCCACUAUGGAGAUCCAACCAGUAGCCCCGCUGUCACGCUUGUGCUGGCGGAGCUGCUCUACACUGGGGAGGCCAACAGCGAAGCUGCAGGAGCAGUGGACGAGGAAACAAGAGAUGUAGAAGAGGAGAGGUUGGAAAAGAAGGGUUGUACCUCAACAGAUUGUGUGAAAGUGACUUUAGAGCAAAGACCAAGAGAUGACCGGGCUCUGCAAGGGUUCCUCUCCAUCCUCACCAAGCUGCUGCAGGCGCUGACGGCAGAGAAGUCUUCUGCACAAGGCGCCGGGAGAGAAGGAAAUAAGGAGAUGUGAAGGCGACAAUCGUCAUUUGCAUGACUCUUCUGAAUGUAAAUAAAAGUGGCAUACA
This is a messenger RNA of Synchiropus splendidus (mandarinfish), 2685 nucleotides long. It is a transcript of the gene ap4b1, whose product is annotated as adaptor related protein complex 4 subunit beta 1. Gene Ontology annotation, biological process: intracellular protein transport; vesicle-mediated transport. The record is from RefSeq and is a predicted model, not a curated record. The transcript has 14 exons. Bases 9 to 2630 code for a protein of 873 amino acids. Gene Ontology annotation, cellular component: membrane coat; clathrin adaptor complex. Lineage: Eukaryota; Metazoa; Chordata; Actinopteri; Syngnathiformes; Callionymidae.